AUGGAUGCAGUUACAGCUAGAAACCUUGAGCUUGUUCAGAACCGUAAAGAUCCCAAGAGUGAUCACACAUUGUUCGGCGUUCUCAAUUACACAAAGACUAUGGGAGGAGCUCGUUUGAUGAGGUCAAAUAUCUUACAGCCGCCACUGAAUGAAGAAACCAUUAAGCUUCGCUUGGAUGUUGUAACUGAGUUAACAGAGAGUGAGGAACUCUUUUACAAUCUGCAAUCAGUUCUGUCUAGAUUUAUUGAUGUGGAUCAUCUUCUGUCAUUGUGUGUUCAAAUCCCAAAGGAAGAGUCUGUGAAAUCAUCUGAGCAAAAGAUCACUAAUAUCAUCUACCUGAAGCACACUCUAGAGCUUGUUGAACCACUCCGUCUGGCUCUUCACUCAGCCAAGUCAAAACUCCCUCAAGCAUAUCACAAGACUUUGCAAGAUAGUCGAUUUCAACAGAUCUUAGAAAAGAUUGGCACAGUGAUUAAUGAUGAAACCAGAUAUCAAAAAGGGGCUCUUAACAUGAGGACUCAGAAGUGCUUUGCUGUCAAACCAGAAAUUAAUGGUCUACUUGAUGUGGCAAGGAGGACCUACACAGAACUUGUUGACGAUAUUUCUGAGAUGAUCAAACAGCUCUCAGAUGAACAUGGUCUAUUGCUUAGGACCAAUUACAGUACAGCUAGAGGAUUUUUUAUCCAGCUCUACAGUAAAGGCAAACACAGCAUCCCUAUAGAAUCUCUACCUUCGGUCUUUAUUAAGGUUGUCAAGGCAAAGAAUAUGCUCAGCUUCACUACAACCGAUCUGAUCAAAAUGAAUGACAGAGUAAGAGAGUCACUGAACGAGAUAUACCUCAUGACUAAUGUUGUUGUCAGCCAGUUACUGAAUGACAUUCGAGAGCAUGUAGGCUGCCUAUACAAGCUAGCUGAAUGUGUUUCUGUCAUUGACAUGCUUGUUUCAUUUGCCCAUACAUGUACUCUCUCAGACUAUGUGAGACCAGACUUCACUGAUACUUUAGCUAUCAAGCAGGCAAAGCACCCAAUCCUAGACAAGAUCUCCUAUGAUCCACCUAUUCCAAACAACAUUUAUGCAUCAGAGGAGAGUAACUUUCUUAUCAUAACUGGUCCAAAUAUGAGUGGCAAGUCAACCUACCUGAAACAGAUAGCAUUACUACAAAUCAUGGCUCAGAUAGGUUGUUAUGUACCAGCAGAGUAUGCAUCUUUUAGGAUCUGUGAUCAGGUCUUCUCAAGGAUUGGAUGUGAUGAUGACAUUGAAACAAAUGCAUCAUCAUUCACGUUAGAGAUGAGAGAAGUGAAUUAUAUUGUGCAGAACUGUUCUCAUGAAUCACUGGUCAUCAUUGAUGAACUAGGAAGAGGUACUAGUAGUGAUGAAGGUGUUGGUAUCUGUCAUGCUAUCUGUGAAUACCUUCUCAGUCUGAAAGCAUUCACAUUCUUUGCAACACACUUCAUGGAACUAGCCAAUCUGGAUGCUCUCUAUCCAAAUGUUGAGAAUUAUCACUUCCAAGUAGAGCAAAGUCAAGCUGAAGGUUUAGAUAACAACAUGAUCAACUACACUCACAUCUUAUCAAGAGGGAGAACAACAGAACAGUACUAUGGUAUCAAGUUAGCAGAGAUAUCCACUUUACCGCCAUCUGUUGUAAGAGGGGCCAAGAAAUUGUCGCAGAAACUAGCUCAUCAAAGGAAGACCCAACAAGAAUCUGUCAAAAAGGACCAGAAGAUGAGACCCAUCUUUAGACUAGCCAACAGGUUGCUUCAAGCUGCUAGGAGUUCCAAGUUAGACCAAGCUGGUCUAAGAGAGUACCUCAAAAUACUGAAGGAGAGUUACUUCAAAGAAAUGGGAUCAUCAGAAGAAUGAUAGGAAAUCAUAUCAACUUGCUUAUAGACUCAUCAAAGCUAUAAAGAGUUCCUAGAUUGAUUUAAGGUGGUACCUUAUGGUAAUGGGAGGUUCCAUUAAAUGUGUACACCAAACUGUAUGCAUGGGACCUUCCUGAAGUCCAAUCUAGUUGCUAGACUAGCCUUUCCUAAUAAAUAGAGACUAUAUUUGAAACCUUUGAAACUUGAUAGUUCAUUUUUCAAAUAAAGCCCUUAGCUUCUCUGAAAAGUUAUAAAGCACAACCCUGUCAAGGUAUUUCUGUAGAAUUAUAAAAGAGUGCUGGUUUUUAUCAAAGCAUGAAAUUCACAGACCUGAUUUACAGGUCUAACCAAAUGUAAAUUAUCAAACUAAAUUCAUCAAGAAAUUUGAAGAAAAAAAAUCCCAAGUUAAUAAAAAAUUUGUUAAAAUAGCCAAACUUGUGUGUGAAGUGAGUAUAAAUGUGUGAACUUCUCAUGAAUAAUCUUUAUUGUGAGGUAUAAACCUCCAUAUAAUUCAUAGGUUGACAAUUUUAAGACCAGGUUAUGCAAAGCAUUGUUAUUGCCUCUUCAAAGUUGAUAUUUUGCAUAAGUGUAACGGAUUUACAUGGUCUUCAGGGGCGGUAUUCUGAAAAUCGUGUUAACUUUCGUGUUAAAUAUCGUGUUAUCUCUCUGAUUUAACACGCUCCUAACGUACCCCCAAAUCGGUAUUCUGAAAACCGUGUUAUCUGCGUGUUAUCUCAUUUCGUGUUAUCUUCAGCUCCUCCCACUCUGCAUCCAUUUAAUCCAAUCAAAUGCGCUGUUAAAGAAACAAAUCGCGCCAAAUUUCAGGGAAAGGGGGAGUGCGCGCUCGGUGACACGAAGCCUGCAUUGUGACAUCAUUUUGUAAGCGCAUACAGUACAGCUAAAUAAAAGUUAGAGCUACAAAGAGACGUGGGGAUGGGUGAAUGUGACAAGAACCGGAUGAUACGAAAUUAUGACAGGAAACAGAGGCCUCGAUCGAUUGUGGAGCGGGCAGGGGACGAUCGCCCCUAAAAUAUGGGGCAAGCAUAAGUUAUACAUGCCCCAAAAAUUUUGAGAACUUGAAAAAAUAAACAUGCAAUGCACAUUUUGAAAAGCAUGAAAAGCACUUCAAGAAAAAUUAAACCCGACUAGAAAUAUCAAACAUACAAAAUUGUAUUUUAGUUUCUUUAUUAAAAUUUGAUAGCGAUAUUAGCCCCCCCCCCCCAAAAGAAAAAAAGAUAUAUAUAUUGUUUUCACUUUUGUCCGACCCCCACCCCCCUCCCCACAUCCGAAGCAUAUAAAUUGACUGGCGGGAUAAAUAAAUUAAGGAUAAUCUAGAAGCAUUUAAAAAUUAAAAAAAUUGUAAUCAUUGGAACUAUAUAACGAUUGAAAAGGGUAAAAACAAAUUGUGAAUAGUAUAGAAGAGUUCCCCAAUCGCCAAUUCCAUUCUUUUUAAUUUUUGUUUGUGCUUUUUUAGACGUUUUUAAUUUUUUUCCUCUCCUUUUGUCCUUUUUAUAUUAUGGCAAAAAGUAACCAAAUAAAUAACUCAUGAGCAUAUAAUUAAUAAUGCAUUUGAAGUGUAUUUUCACAGGAAAUAUCAAAGAAAUCGUUGUUAAACUUUAAUCAUUGUUAGUAUAGAGAGAAAGGUAGAUGGAAAAUACUAAAGCUGGAAAAAUGAAAGAAAAUUUGAGUAAAUUCUGCCAGACGAUAGCUAUUUGCCCGUAAGUGUUCUUUUUCAUGUUUUCCUCUGUUAGAAAAAGUGCAGCCGUCGUCAUCCCCAACUUGACCUCUCCUUAACGCAGUGUUAAAUUUUCGUGUCAUCUUUGAACAAAAUUUUAGCUAACACCGUUUUCAGAAUACCAAAUUUCGUGUUAUCUUGCUCCCUAACACCGCGUAUGGGGGUUGCGCGUUGCGCACUGCGUAUUUCAUGACCUGCGCGGUGUUACCACUUGGGCCACUUGUUUUCCAUGCUAACACGAUUUUCAGAAUACCAAUCGUGUUAGCUAACACCGUUUUUGUGCUAACACGGUUUUCAGAAUUCCGCCCCUGAGGUUUGAAUUAAUUAUGUUGACCUGUACUCACAAUUGAUAGCAUCUGCAUUAUGUAUUUAUAUAAUGUUAAAUUUGCAGUCUAGCUAACCAGUAAUGUGUAGGGGAAGGCGGGGUAAGUUGUGACACUUUUUGUUUUUUGCAUGUUAGAAUUGAUAUGAUUAAUAAUCUUGUAGAAAUAAGUACCUUGCCUUAAUAUCUAAUUCUUCUGAAAUAUUUUUCACCUCUAUAUAACUUUCUACCCCCACACUGAAAGUCAUUGUUACCUUUGAAAAAAGAGAUGUUAAAUGGCUCAACUUGCCCCAUCUGUGGGGCAAGUUGAGCCACAAAAACUAUGUAAAAACUGUAUGGGGAAAGAACCAGCAUGUACAUUUUUUAUUUAAAGACUAUUCUCUUGCUAAUUCUCUAUACAUUGUAAAUACUAACAUCCUCUAAAAGGAAAAGAAUAGUCAUAUAAAUUUGCUCCUUUCUGCCUGCAUGUCGAUGGCUUUUUAAGGUUUUUUUUUUUUGUAUAUACAUUACCGUAAGAAUUACCAUGACUCGACUUGCCCCAUGUUGGCUGGCUCAACUUACCCCAAUCGAAACUUAAUUCAACAAUUUUGCAUCCACAUGUUUCUUAUGCAUCAUCAUGUAAAAGAGUAUGACACAGGGGCCGCGGAACCGGGGGGGCUGGGGGGGGCUUCAGCCCCCCCCACUUUUUUUCAAAAACCGUGUACAAAAACGUAAAAAUUACCAUAUGAUUGUGAUUUUUAGCAUGGUCAGCCCCCCCCACUUUUGGCUCAGCCCCCCCACUUUGAAAACCGUUCCGCGGCCCCUGUGACAAGAAUGAAGAUCCACACCUGGAAUAACAAUGUUCUUAUGUCUUUAUUAUAUUUAAAGACGUGUGUGUGUGUGUAAAAAGCACUUGUCUAUUUCACACCCUUUUUUACUUUUUGGGCUGAAAAUUUUCCCUCUGAAAAAGUAAUUUUUGUUUCAAAUUUGAAAACAAUAUGGUGGGGUUAGGGGUUAUGCAAUGGGUCAUCAAUACAUGAUACCACCACAAUGUCUGACUCAUUCAUUAUUGGCCUGGGGCUGGUGGCUCAACUUGCCCCUAUGCUCAACUUACCCCGCCUUCCCCUACACUUGUGGAAAAAUGUACAGGCUUGAACCCGGCGUGCGUAGGGAGAUGCUGCACUUAUAAGUUAAUCGUAAUGAACUAGCAAAUCAAAUGAAUAUAUCCCAGUUAUUGACAGUAUAUUAGAGUUCAGAAUAGUGGUAGGACUAGUUAGUUUGAGCCUCAAAUUCAAAAUCGUAAUGACGUCAUCAUCGGCUGCGACUUAAAGUCGAUUUGGACUUUACUCUAACCACAGGACUUGCUGCAAAGCAAAAUUUUGAUUUUAUCAUUCUUAACAUUAUUCUAAAUUUCAAAUGAAAUUAAUUUCAUUUGAAUUUCAUGGAAUUCACACAUUUAAUGCAAAAUGCGAUUCAUCUAAAGUCGCGUCGUAUCAGAUCGAAUAGUGUGUGCGUUGGGCUUUAUUGGGCUUGCAGUUUGGUGUGCACAGUACUUUCAACUGUAUAAUACAGAUUUAAAAUGUUCAGAUGUGUCACGUGUAGUUUGUGGGAAUAUUCGAAGUAAUGUUAAAUUCUAUCUAAAUCUUUGGUAAGACUAGACUAUCAUCUAAUGUUCUAAUCUUACAAAAGUGUAGUGACUGUAAAAAUAAAUUAUGUUAAUUCUUUUAUGAAAUUUGAAUUUUACCUUUUACCUUACAUGUAUCUAUUGAUCUUUCUUGGUAGUUUUUGUCUCGCCUGCAUAGCAGAGCGAGACUAUAGGCGCCGCUUUUCCGACGGCGGCGGCGUCAACAUCAAAUCUUAACCUAAGGUUAAGUUUUUGAAAUGACAUCAUAACUUAGAAAGUAUAUGGACCUAGUUCAUGAAACUUGGACAUAAGAUUAAUCAAGUAUUACUAAACAUCCUGCCUGACUUUCAGGUCACAUGACUAAGGUCAAAGGUCAAUAAGGGUCAAUGAACUGAGACCAUGUUGGGAUAAUUAUUUUCAAAAUCUUAACCAAAGGUUAAGUUUUUGAAAUGACAUCAUAACUUGAAAAGUAUAUGGACCUAGUUCAUGAAACUUGGGCAUAAGGUUAAUCAAGUAUUAGUGAACAUCCUGCUCGAGUUUCAGGUCACAUGACCAAGGUCAAAGGUCAUUUAGGGUCAAUGAACUUUGGUCAAGUUGGGGGUAUUUGUUGAAUUACUAUCAUAACUUUGAAAAUUUAUGGAUCUAGUUCAUGAAACUUGGACAUAAGGUCAACUUGGACAUAAGGUCAAGCAAGUAUUAGUGAACAUCCUUCCUGAGUUUCAGGUCACAUGACCAAGGUCAAAGGUCAUUUAGGGUCAAUGAACUUUGGCCAAGUUGGGGGUAUUUGUUGAAUUACCUUCAUAACUUUGAAAAUGUAUGGAUCUAGUUCAUGAAACUUGGACAUUAGGUUAAUCAAGUACCACUGAAUAUCCUGUGCGAGUUUCAGGUCACCUGACCAUGGUCAAUGGUCAUUUAAGGUCAUUAAGGUUUAUGGAUAGAGUGAAUGAAAUGUGGACAUGGGUGUAGUUGACAAGUCUUAAGUCACCGUUCAAAUGUCAUCUAUGGUCAAUGAACGUGGUAUUAUGUCAUUAUAUGAAUGGUGUUUUUGUGAAUGAUUAUUUUAUAGUAGUUUUCAAAGUUAGCACUGCUACUAUAUUAAAUCGCGUAAUGCAGGCGAGACUGCCAGAGGCGUUUCACUUGUUUUUUAUUUUCCUUGAAAAAAAGGCACUGUGAAUGCCUUUGCUCAGAAUUUUUUUUUAUUGCAUACCAGAAAGCUAAAGACUACAUCCUAAUAAAUCUUUACAAAAAUUCUGAUCUGUGCUUGAGAAGUGGUUUUCUAUGCCAAAAGAAAAAUUCAGUUUAUGUUAAUGUAGUUGGGAUACCAGCCAGUUUUAAUAACUGUUUGACAUAUUUAUCAACUUUAUACUUGGUCCAAGUAUGCAUAUGUAAUUGAUGAUCUAAUUGGAAAUUGCCAUUUGGUUUACACCUGCUUUAUCUACUAUCUGUUUGGUCUCAUUUAAAACUCAUUCUUGGUCUCUUUCUUGACCCCCGCAUGGGUCUGGACCCCACCAAAGACUUAGCCGGCCCCCAGGACCCUCGGACAUUGGUUGUCCAGAUUUUACAUUUCUAAAUGUUGGCAGGUAUGUAAAUGUGAAUGAGAGUAAUUGGGUAUUAGAAUAAGUGUAGUGUAGAUCAAUAUUUGAUGUAGUAUUAGAUUAUCUGAGAAGUGAAUGUAAACUGAUCUGAUUAGUUUUAGGGUAUCAAGGGUAAAGUUUGGAGGUCCUAAUAUAUAUUGAAAUAUCUUAUUUUCAUGAUAAGAACCGCAUGAAGAACCAACUUCAAACUUCAGCUAAUGUAUGGUUAUCAUCCGUCAUUAGUGAUCUGGUAGAAACAGAAAAUUGUAAUUGAUUUUUUUUCUUCAUGUGUUUGAACAUUGUUAUCCUCUCAGGGUGGUGGUCUGAUAGCCAUGGUUUUGUUAAACCUUGCUUAACUGAGACCACACCUUUAUUGAGUGCCAGUUAUGAAUUUAUUUACCAAUUGAAAUUAUUCUUAUCAUGCUGCAAACAGUUUUCAAAAGAUUAAUUGAGUUGUGACAUGGGAAGAAUUGGAAAAUAUCAAAAUAUAUGGAAAAAUAUCAUGAAGCCAGUAUUCCAUAAAAGUGUGGUUUAGUGUGGUUACCAGAUCAGACUAGGAUUAAACCUAGGCUUAAUUAUCAGAAUCUCAUCCACAGAGUUCCAGAAAUGCUUGUGUUACUAUGGUGAUUAAUGAAAAUAAAAGUGCCUCAUAAAUAACUUAACAAAGAUGCCUGAUGUACCAUAUGUUUUACCUGCAGAGUAAAUCUGCCACUUCUUGAAAUUGUUUCCAAGCAUGUGACAUUAAAAUUUCCUUUCAAUGAAUGGACAUCCAAAUUUAACAUCAAUUCAGAAAAAAGGCAUGCCUAAAGAAUGGUUUGGCUUUAAUGAGAUAAUCCAUAAUUUAUUCAGCAAACUUGUUAAAAGAAUAAGCAAAAUCAAAGUGUAAACAUUCAGAAGUGAUUAUCUCUGAAUUAUCUUUUUUCAAGCCUGUGUGAAACAAGGGAUAUGUGAGGAUGAUCUGGUCAGAGAGGUCAUGACAUACAUGAAUAUAUCUUGUUCUAACAAAACAGUUUAAGAGAUCAGAUUCAAACUGGACUCUUGUAUGCAUAUGCAGGUCCCAGGGUGCAACUUCCAUUGAUGAGUGGAUACCAGGAAUGACCGUGGGGUUUCGAAAAGCACCCUAAACAAGUAUUUUCCAUAUUCUGAAAAUGCACCCCAUAACAAGUAUUGGCAUGUGAAACCCUACUCUUAACAAUUAUUGGAAACAAAACGGCACCCUUGACAAAUAUUCCCUGAAUUGACCCCCUAAACAAGUACAGUGAUAUUUUGAUGGUUAUGUCACAGAUGUGAUCAUGUACGUCGUAUUUACCUUUACUUACUUUGGGUUUAGUACUGCCACACCUCUCUCAAAUCUGACUCCAAACACGUAGUGAUGUUGGGGCAACUAGUACAUCCUUUAUAAAGCAUUUCAGUAUUUUUAUACCCUCGCAAUUUGACCGUCAACACGUAGCUUUCCUAGCGAAAUAUAUACCCCUUUUUUCAGUAUUUUAGUGGUUUUUUUUACACCCUUAUUAUGUUACGUAUGUAACGUGCCCAAAUUUUAAAAGAGAUCAUUUUUAUGCGUUUCUUUAGUCGAACCUGGUAUCCACUCGUCAAUGCAAGUGCCCCCCCCCCCCCCGAUGUAAGUGACAACUUCAAAGGUCAAACUUUAUAGAUUGAAAUCUAGAAUCUGAUGUGAUCUUUCACCCUCCCUGCUUGAAUUGCUUUAACCAAAUGACUUGUCUUCCUAACCACAUAGAUUACUAAUAGCAAUGGGAUAUAAAUGUUCAUUGUGUAUGAACCAAGAGUUAUAACUGAUUUCACUGUUCAUGACUAGUACUACUCUGAUAUCAUUGUUCUAAUUGUAAUCUGUUAAGGGAAAUCCAACUGCAACCAACAUUUAUCAAAUGAAGAAGGCAUAGCAAUCAUAGAAGCCGAUUAUUAUUAGUUAAUUCAAACUAGAUUUAUAAUGAUUAAGGUAGACAUAUCUUUAUUGGUUGACUAUUUUGUGACGAGGUGCUUGGCUUCUUUCUCCCUUUUGUGUCAAUAUGCAAUUUUAAUGUACAAUUCAUAUUGUUUCUUUCAUGUGGGAUCCAAUAUCUUUACAAUUUCAAAAUUAUUUUUGGACAUCUGAGAAGAAAGUUGCCCUGAUAAUUCACUAAAAUUUACUGCAUAAUUUGCUUAUUGAACAGUAUCAUUGACCAAACAAGAUCCACAUUUUUUCAGAGAUCUCAUUAAUAAAAAGAGACAAAAACUAGCAAACAACUUAUCAAGAUUUUUUUUUCAAUUUUAUAAGAGUUUCUUAUUUUCUACUUCCAUGUCAAUUAAAAUAUUGAUAAUGUGGUUGGAUUACCAUAUAGACUUCUGAAAUGUUUCUCCUUGUGGUAUUUAAUUUUGACACUAACAGAAAAUAAAUAUUAAAGACAACCAAAUAAAUGAAACAUAAAACGUUUUUUCUUGUUAAAUGCAAAUUGUGCUUAUGUUAUUUCUAACGAGUCCUCACAAUUCAUAGAAAUACAAAGUAUUUAUAAUCAUACCCCUUAUAAACAGCUGGAAUAAUUGAACCAAGAAAGUGCACUAUGAGAUGGUUUAAAAAAGCACAUGAAACAAGAAUUAAUACAAAGGUAUGGCUUUGCAGAAAAGAAAAUGGACUGUACAUUGAAGAGGACAUACUUUAUAUAAAAAAAUCAUAUAAUGUGUGUAUUAUGCACAUAUUCAAAAUAUAUAGAGCAAAUUCUUUCAAACUUACAAUAAUAAUAAAUCCUACUGUAUAUUUUCAAUAUAAUUCAUUCUGAUUCGAAUGUAGUUCAUUUGCACAAAAUACAUUUAAUAACCAACAUAUACUUUGCAUCAAGAAGUUUAGAUUCCUUUAGGAACUUCAAAAUACUUCUAUUGACUCUGGUAAUGUUUUGUUAUAUUGCAAAUUUUAUAAGAAUAUAUUAAAUACAAGCCAAAAUUUUCAAAUUAUUAAAAUUCAUUUCAAUUCAUAUUAAUAAAAUAAGAAAAAGGACCUGCAAAAAAUCUUCAAUAGCAGGUGUGUAUGUGUGUGUUUAUAGUAUGCUAUUAUAGGCAACUUAACACAGAUGGGUGCAAGACUAGUUUAUAAUCAACAAGUUACAUUAGUACUAAAGAAAACAAAUUAUUACUUCAUUGCAACACAUGUGCUACUGAUAGCAUAGUAAGGUGUCACUAGGUAUUUUUUUAUCAAAAUACUUUAAUUUAGUAUGAUUUGCAAAAAGGAAGCACCGCAUUUUACACCAAAAAAGGCAUAGACUUUAUCUUACAAUUUGAACACCAUGGUUUAAUCAAUUUUACAUUCAGCAAAAACAAAUCUUAAUGAACCAAAGAGAUUUUAUAGAAAUAAUAUUCUACUCUUGUUCACUUAAAUAACUAGAAAUGCAGCUUGAAUUUAAUAUAAUCAAAUCAAAAUUGAUUACUUUUGAAUGAAAUAUAUACAUAUCAGAUAAUCAGUGAAUGUUUAAUACAAGUACAUCAAAAUUUCAAGACAUUUUAUAAAUAUUCAAUAAUCUUUAUCUUAUAUCACAUUAAAUAUUAUUGAGUGAUUCCUCUAAGAUAUGGAAGUGCAAUUCUUUUCUGUUAUAAGAAUCCAGGACAAAUAUGUAAUUGAUCUGGGCAGUUCUAAUAUAGUCAUUUCCCAUGUCUACAAAAUAUAUUUACAAAAUAACUGCCAAUUUAGUAUUACUGUAUAUCUAAGUGUACAAAAAUAUGUACAAUGCUUGCCAUGUAUACUUUGCUGAAUAAUGGACUGCAAUCAGGUAAUCUCUGAUACUUUCAGAAAGGUAAUAUAUCACCAUGGGUAAUACUAAUUAUAAUAAAAUAUAUCUCUCUCACAGCUGGAAUGAUUGCAUUCAAAACACACAUUACAGCCCAAAUGAAUAUUAUUUCAUGCCUAAUUCAUUAUGUGUUGUUUUACAAUAACUAAUUUAAAUUCAAUUCCAAAUACUAAGAUUAUUGCAAGAUGAUUAUCAAGCCACUUUUUAUCAAAAUCUUGUCUCUUUUCUAUCCAAAAGACAUCAAGUUCUGCCUUCAAAGAUCUAGAGUUUUGCCACUGUCACAAAUGAACACUUCCCCACAACCUGGGAUUGAAAGUUAUUAAAUGUAAAAUAAAUCAUAUUUUACUCCAUAGAUUUUUAUAAGCAUAUAUGUUUUCCCACAUAUUCAGGUUCUUAUAUCAUUAUGAAGUAAUUUGACACUACUCAUGGUAUUCCAUGUAUCUCCAGGAGAAAACAAUGUAUGACAAUAAUACACUUUCUUUGCACAUUCCAUACUUACAUGGGUAACUUUUCUAAAUGCAUAUCCAUAGGAUAAUUACUCGCAGACAGCAUAAUAUUCAAUAUAAAACAAUUGUGUUGCUAUAUAAGUCAUUGCAAAUCUUGCAUGUAUUGUGCAUAGCAAACAGUUUCUUCAUUCCAUUUAUUCAUAAAUACUGCACUGGACUACAACAGUCAGUUGUAAACAUCUUUUCAGGUAUCAAUCUCAUUGUAACAAUUCAUUGAAUAUACCAAAUUCAGGAAUGAAGAUUACUUAAAGAAUGAACACAAAAGAACAAUAAGGUAUACAAAUCCAUUCCAUACAACCAGUUUGUGUUGCAGGUUAGAUAAUAUGCAACACAAGAAAGCCUUCAUCUCUUGUGUGAAUAUACCAAAUGUAGACCAUUAAUGGUUAAUCAAACUUAAAUCUCAGAGGAGUAAUAUUUGAAAAGUAUAUACAAACCAACUUUAAACAUUUUCAUAUCAUAGACCUUAUCAUACAGUAGGUGGCUCUGAGCUGUGACAUUACACUGCCAAUACUAAGUACUUUCAUAAUGGAUAUAAAAUAUUUAAAUCAAACCCUGUAUUAGCAGAAAUCAAGUGACAAUGCAAAAAAAAAACAAUAUAAACAGAGCAAAAUGGUUGUCUAGUUUACAAUGAUCAGAAAAAUUGAUUUACAAAGACAAAGCAAAGGUAGUAAGGAAGAUAAAAAGCACAUGAAGUUUGGCACAAAUAUCAGAGGCACCUUUGAAGUGGAUUAUGGAACUUGUUGGUGCAAUAUAAAAUGGGUCAAUCCUUAAUUCUGGCUCACACCUUUGCAUUUAGACUUGUGCUAAGCUGCGUAUCGCCUGAACACAAGACAAUCACAGUCAAGGAAAACAAUUAAAAAAGCUACUAUGAGGUGAAUGAAUGUACAGACUAACAACCCUACAUUCAUUCUAGCUUGGUAGUUUGAAAUUUGCUCCAACAUCUGCAACUGAAUGCAACCAAAAUCCAUACCAGCAAGGAUGAGUGGUAACAAGCAAAAUAGCAAAUGAUAACGGCGAGUAGCUUACUCGGGCCAGUGAGCUUUAAUGAGUGAAACUGAAUAUAUGAACUUGUAUGCAAAAGUGUGAUUGCAACAUAAUAUUUUGCUGAAUAGUCUGCUUUGUUAGGCUGCAUAUGGCUGUUUUUUGGCUAAAGCAGCAAUACAUAGCUUAAAACACAGAGGUGUGAGCCACACAAGAGGAGAAUAGGGGUGCAUUUCUUCAAUGGUUUUAAAACAAUACCACAGGAUGGAUAUUCUGACAACAUAUUGAUUUAACAAAAAUCAGAAAAGUGACUAAAACAUUUGAGGGUUGAGGAUAUUGGUGAAAAGAAAGUUUCUUGGUGUACAAAAUUCUCAAGCUAGCAGAGAUGACAAAUUUAAAAAACAUUUUUUUCAGUUGUUGGGUUUCCAUAUUUCUAAAAGGCAUAGUCCUCUUAAUUUACUGAUGAAGGAAAUGUUAAAAAUACUGAAAAUCUGCUUCAUGUGACAUUUUAGUUAAAAAUUAAUGAUCUUUUUAUUGAAACUGCACUGCUAUCUAUACAAAGAGAAAAAUACUAAUGCCAGUUUCAUUUUCUUAUUUAAAAAGAAACCUAAUAUCAUGCAUUGUGACCUCCUUUUGGAGACAGUCUUUGGUUAUGAAUAUCUGAAUCAGCACUGAACACAAUAUUCUCAGCUUUUUGUCUUAGACUUUUGGUUUGACAUGGUUAAUGCAAGUAGUAAAUAUCUGAUAUUUUAUUUUGAAAUGUACUACUUGCAUGGUCCUUCAGAGAUUCAAAUAUAUAUAUCAACAGUUUUACAAUGAAACCUAAGGUCUUCAAAUAAUCCAAGUCCAUUAAAGGCCAUGGCCAUGCGGAUGCCCUCUCAUUCGCCUGGGAUAUUUUGUGUGGCCUCUUUCUUUUUCCUGAUGUAAUAUAGAAAUAUGCCCGAUAGAAAAUUCGCCUUGCCCUUAAAAUAUUUAUAUGUAUGGCCUGAAAUAUAACCAUACAGUUCCUGUAUACAAUUUAUUAUUGCCAUUAUAAUAAACACUCAAAACUAUGGAGAUAAUGCUAAGCUAAAAGCAAUUAAACAGACAGAAAGGCAUUCAAGGGAUGAUAGAACAAAAGACAACAUAUGAUGAAAAAAGAGACAUGAUAAAUAUAUGACAGUACAACUAAAAUAGAUGCUAUACAACUAAAGAGUUUGUGAUUUUGAUGGUGAUGCAUUUCUGGUUGUGAAAGAUGUUUUGGGACGGUAUGGCCUUGGCUUGACUGGCGGUGGUUUCCUAGCUGAACCAGUAGGUGUGGUUGGUGUGGACGAUGAUGGGCCUGUAGGAAUACCUACUGGUACUCUCAAAGGCAUGGCUGAAGGAGGGUAGAAGGAAUGAACAGGUUUCACAACAUCUCGUACAAUAUCUGGUGUUGAAGCAGAGUUGGUUGCAUCAUUUACAGUGGUAUGCCUUAGCUCAUCGCUGAGGUGACGGAUGUGGUCCGGGCUGGCCGUCGUAGAGGAUGAGGUGCUGGUGGCCAGACUGCCUGGUAAUGACUUAUCCC
Lytechinus pictus (painted urchin) is the source of this 13899-nucleotide messenger RNA. RefSeq names its product mutS protein homolog 4-like. The record is from RefSeq and is a predicted model, not a curated record. Gene Ontology annotation, molecular function: mismatched DNA binding; ATP-dependent DNA damage sensor activity; ATP binding. Gene Ontology annotation, cellular component: nucleus. The transcript is spliced from 19 exons. Bases 1 to 1860 code for a protein of 619 amino acids. Gene Ontology annotation, biological process: reciprocal meiotic recombination; mismatch repair. NCBI's taxonomy places the organism in Eukaryota, Metazoa, Echinodermata, Echinoidea, Temnopleuroida, Toxopneustidae.